Messenger RNA from Lytechinus variegatus (green sea urchin), 980 nucleotides. RefSeq names its product 3-oxoacyl-[acyl-carrier-protein] reductase FabG-like. NCBI's taxonomy places the organism in Eukaryota, Metazoa, Echinodermata, Echinoidea, Temnopleuroida, Toxopneustidae. The record is from RefSeq and is a predicted model, not a curated record. The transcript has 9 exons. The coding region runs from base 122 to 895 and encodes 257 amino acids. Gene Ontology annotation, molecular function: oxidoreductase activity.
CUUGAAAUUAUUCUGCUCACUGACCCGAUUCCUGAAUGCUGCUGCUGCAUGCAAAAAACAAGAAAUUCAGCUCAAUAUACGACGUCGACGUAUAAUGCACGAGUGAAGUGUGGAUGAUAAAAUGGCAGAAUUUGACGGCAAAGUGGUGCUAAUAACUGGGGCCAGCUCAGGGAUUGGAGCUGAGACUGCCAUUGAAUUUGCUGCGUCAGGAGCCAGUCUGGCAUUAGUGGGUCGAGAUGAAGAAAGGCUAGAGAAAUCUGCACAGGCUUGCUUGGCAAAAGGCCUUACAAAGGAUAAGGUUCUUACCAUUAAGGCUGAUAUGUGUGUAGAAGAUGACGUGAAGAGGAUCAUGGAAUCAACUAUCACACACUUUGGGAAAUUGGAUGUCUUGGUCAAUAACGCAGGGCGUGGUUCCCCAUCAUCCCUAUCCAGUGAGAAUCUGAUGGAAAAUUAUGAUCACAUGAUCAAACUCAACGUCAGGUCCGUUCUACAGAUCACCAACCUGGCAGCUCCUCACCUGAUCGAAUCUAAAGGAUGCGUAGUGAAUGUUUCUAGUGUCUGUGGCAAGCGAGUGAUGGCCGGUAUGUUGGCUUACAACAUUGCAAAAGCUGCUAUUGACCAGUUUACAAGAUGUACUGCUUUAGAUUUGGCUCCCAAAGGUGUGCGAGUAAAUGCAGUCAACCCUGGUACGAUUAUGACUCCUGCUCAGACGGUGUAUGGAAUGUCUCUUGAGCAAAUCCAUGAGCGAGCUAGUAAGGUUCAUCCAAUGGGUCGAGCAGGGGAAGCGAGCGAAGUGGCACCCGCCAUCAAGUUCCUCGCUUCUAACGCAGCAUCCUUCAUCACCGGAGAGACCCUGUCCAUAGAUGGCGGCAGACACGUUUCAUGCGCACGAUAAUUUACUUUGUAAAGGCAUUCAGCAUCCAUGUCUGCUCCUGCCAUCCCACUUGCAAAGUGUAUUCCGAUGGAGCUUCCUUUAUAUU